Molecule: messenger RNA, 841 nt
Organism: Sipha flava (yellow sugarcane aphid)
Lineage: Eukaryota; Metazoa; Arthropoda; Insecta; Hemiptera; Aphididae
Gene: Prosbeta6
Product: proteasome subunit beta type-1
Exons: 4
Coding region: 140-808 (222 amino acids)
Cellular component (GO): proteasome core complex
Source: RefSeq, a predicted model, not a curated record
UGGAUACAUACUACAUAUUCAACUUGUCAUUUCAAAAUAAAUUAUUCUUAAACUAUCUACAUUUAAUUGGUACUGUUGUACUUAACUAAUCAUUGUUUGAAACAUUUUUUCGUAAGUGAAUUAAUUCGAUAAUUUUAAAAUGGAUACAGUUAUUGAUAGAGGUGCGCCAAAAGCCAGAAAUUUUGAACCGUACGCAAGUAAUGGAGGUUCAAUCGUUGCUAUUAGCGGAAAGGAUUUUGUCAUAGUGGCUUCUGACACUCGUCUUAGUGAAGGUUACAUGAUUUAUACGCGUAAACAAUCAAAAUUAUUCCAGCUGUCCGACAAAUCGGUUCUUGGAUGUACAGGAUGUUGGUGCGACACAUUAUCACUGACUAAUAUUAUUCAAUCUCAAUUGAAGUCAUAUUUGCAUGAUCAUAAUACAAUAAUGCAACCAGGUUCUAUUGCCCAAUUGCUAUCCACUUUGCUAUACAGCAGACGUUUUUUCCCAUAUUAUGUAUACAAUGUUCUUGCUGGUCUGAAUGAGAAUGGUGAAGGUUGUUUGUACAGCUACGAUCCUGUUGGCCAUUGCGAAAAAGUAUCUUACACGGCUGGUGGUAGUUCUGGUGUUCUCAUGCAACCAUUUUUAGAUAGUUGGUUGGGAAAACGAACAGUUGAUAGCCCUGUAUCCGAAGAAGAAGCACUGAACUUGGUAAAAGAUGCAUUUACUGCUGCUGGAGAACGUGAUAUAUACACUGGAGAUGAAGUAGUAUAUAACAUAAUUAAGAAAGAUGGAAUCAAGUCUGGUGUUGUUCAACUUCGUAAAGAUUAAAUAUUCAAACAAAAAUACAACAUUAUUAUUAAU